This is a messenger RNA of Gadus chalcogrammus (walleye pollock), 1486 nucleotides long. It is a transcript of the gene snai1a, whose product is annotated as snail family zinc finger 1a. Gene Ontology annotation, biological process: regulation of DNA-templated transcription. Lineage: Eukaryota; Metazoa; Chordata; Actinopteri; Gadiformes; Gadidae. Bases 220 to 1029 code for a protein of 269 amino acids. The transcript has 3 exons. Gene Ontology annotation, molecular function: RNA polymerase II cis-regulatory region sequence-specific DNA binding; DNA-binding transcription factor activity, RNA polymerase II-specific. The record is from RefSeq and is a predicted model, not a curated record.
CUUAUGUCAGAGUGUUUCUACAGAGGCGAACAUUUAGUUAUCUUGGGACCGCCGCACUCACAGUCUAGUUUUAAAAGUAGAAGAAAGGACCACAUUUGGAUGUUUUUUUUUUCCUUCUUACUUUUUUAAGAAUCCAAGGGAUAUAUUAAUUGGAUAAUUCUGCGUCGCGGUUGCGGGAUACUUUUCCAUUCACAUUAAUUUAACACCAAAACAUAAAAAAUGCCUCGAUCAUUUUUGGUAAAGAAAUAUUUUGCCAAACAAAAGCCGAAUUACAGUGAAUUGGAAUGUUACAAUGAACUCUCUUUGGAGCGGUACCCUCUGGCGGAGCUCGCACCCGGGGACAACAUGGCCACCUGCUUCACCGCCAGCCUAGUGUGGGACCUGAGCGUGCUGCCGGCCCUCUACCUGCCCGCCUCCUCCCUGGAGCCCUCACCCGCCGUGGGGCCCCUGGACCUCAGCUCCCCCUCUAGCCUCAGCAGCAGCGCCAGUAGCAGCGGAGAAGAGGACGAGGGGAGAACCUCCGACCCCCCCAGCCCCGAGCCCGCGCACACGCACAAACACACGUACGGCCCCCGGCAGCGCAUGAAGUGCACGGGAGUCAAGAGCCUGGCCGUCUCGUCUCCCCGAGAGGAAGAGGUGGAGGAGGAGCGGGAGGCUGCGGCGUCACCCCUGGCGACCAGACCGGCCUUCCUCUGCAAACAUUGCCCCAAAGAGUACACCAGCCUGGGGGCCCUGAAGAUGCACAUCCGCUCGCACACCCUGCCCUGCGUGUGCACCACGUGUGGCAAGGCCUUCUCCAGGCCCUGGCUGCUUCGCGGCCACAUCCGCACGCACACAGGUGAGCGCCCGUUCUCCUGCCCACACUGCAACCGAGCGUUCGCCGACCGCUCCAACCUGCGCGCCCACCUGCAGACGCACGCCGAAGUGAAGAAGUACCAGUGCGGCGUGUGCUCUCGCACCUUCAGCCGCAUGUCCCUGCUGCAGAAACACAGCUCCUCCGGCUGCUGCUCCAGCUCCGCCACGGGCUGAGGGCCGGGGGGGGGGGGGGAGAGGCCCUCUCCCCUGGAGGGGGGAAUGGAGGGACCUGUGUGAAGGCCUUCAGGCCUAGUGGAAGGCUGAACGCAGCCCGGAGGACCACCAGCAGGGUCGUCAGAGCAUGACUCGCGGUGCUCAGGGUUCAUUUGGAGAGGACGGCCAACGUACCGUGACAAGCCAAAGGCUGCGGCCGGGAUUUGGAUCGCGGAAAAAAAGGAACAGAUACAAUAUCUUGUUUAUGAACUUUGGACUUCUUUCAUUUUUUUUUUUUCUUCAUACUUUAUGGGCUGCUGGAUCAGUGCUGAGUUGAGAGAUUCUGCUCAGGUGCGGGCCCUCUUUGACGGGCCACUUCUUAAACAGACCAAAUAAGUUAAAGCAUCAGAAGGGCUAGGUGGCAGGCCAGCUCAGGACCAGGAUCUAGUCCGACCUGCCCAGAGUGACGGGGGGGAGU